Cherax quadricarinatus is the source of this 4862-nucleotide messenger RNA. RefSeq names its product DNA repair endonuclease XPF mei-9 (gene mei-9). Gene Ontology annotation, molecular function: single-stranded DNA endonuclease activity; single-stranded DNA binding; damaged DNA binding. Gene Ontology annotation, cellular component: nucleotide-excision repair factor 1 complex. The record is from RefSeq and is a predicted model, not a curated record. Gene Ontology annotation, biological process: double-strand break repair via homologous recombination; nucleotide-excision repair involved in interstrand cross-link repair; resolution of meiotic recombination intermediates. NCBI's taxonomy places the organism in Eukaryota, Metazoa, Arthropoda, Malacostraca, Decapoda, Parastacidae.
AGAAAACUCAAGGUGAGGUAUCCCUUCACAGCAACAACAUUGAAAAGUAACCAGUUCUCGACUGAUGGGAUACGGUGUAUGCUGUCAGUGGCCCUGAAACCCCAACAGAAGAAGAAGAAGAAGAAGACUGAUGGGAAAAAUGUUGGAAUAUGAGAAUCAGAUGUUGUUGGAUCUGUUACAUGAAGAUGGUCUCCUUAUAGCAGCCAAAGGCCUGGGACUUGAAAGAAUUUUGGAAAGUUUGAUCAUCACUUACAAUGACCCAGGUAAUUUAGUCAUUGUAAUUGGUACAACUUCACGAGAAGAGGAAUAUGUGUUAUCCCAGCUUGAGGGUAAAGGAAUUGUUCCACUCCCACGAUGUGUUACUGCUGACUGCUCCGUGAGUGAAAGGUCACAAAUUUACCAUCAGGGUGGAGUGCUGUUUGUUACAUCACGAAUCAUGGUGAUGGAUCUGUUGAUGGAGCGUGCUCCUGUUGAGCUUAUUACCGGUUUCAUUGUAUGGAAGGCUCACAAGAUUCUGGAGUCGUGCCAAGAAGCAUUCAUCCUCAGAUUGUAUCGGCAGAAGAAUAAGACAGGGUUUGUGAAAGCUCUGACAAGUAGCCCACUGUCAUUCACAGCUGGGUUUUGUCAUGUGGAGAGAGUCAUGCGUAACCUUUUUGUCAAGAAAUUAUAUCUUUGGCCACGCUUCCAUAUGGAUGUUAAUGCCUGUCUGGAGGCAUGUAAGCCUGAGGUGGUAGAGCUGCACCUUCAGAUGACAACACCUGUAAAGCAGAUCCAGAUGUCACUGCUUGACCUCAUUACUGCUACAGUUCAGGAACUGCGACGAUCAAAUAGCACAAUUGAUACAGAAGAAUUCACACCAGAGAAUGCCAUAUCAAAGUCUUUCGAAAAAAUGCUUAAAGUACAGCUGGAACCCAUCUGGCAUCAGCUGUCUGUGCGCACCAAACAACUUAUCGCUGACCUCAAAGUUCUACGAACAAUUUUAGUAUACCUGACACAAUAUGAUUGUGUCACUUUCUACAACUUAGUCAAUUCCUUGAGGACAACAGAGAAAGCUAUGCAGAGCUCAGGAUGGAUGUUGCUUGCUUCUACAGAUUCUCUGUUUAUCAAUGCUAAAUUACGUGUAUUUGGAAACAUGAACAGCCCAACAAAAAAGGCAAAAAUGGAAGUUGAAGCUACAGAAAAAUCAAAAAGUGAAGUAAUUGAACCAGAUUUGGAAGUAAACCCAAAGUGGAUAGCUUUGUCUGAGGUUUUAGAUGAAAUCCGAAAAGAAGUUCAAGAGAGUAAGAACUUGGAAAAAUGUCUGAUAGUAACUUAUGAUGAUCGGACAGCACAACAGAUUAAAGAGUAUUUAGUUGAUGGUGCUCAGGUGGUCCUUCGAAGAAUCUUUUACUACACAAUCGGAGCAAAAAUGGGCCUCAAACCACCUGAGAAUUUCUUGAAAGAGAUGAACAGAAAUAAAAACAUCAACAGGGAAGCAGGAAGCUCAAUUAAUGUAAAAAGAAAAAAUGCCAAAGAGGUUCCUGAGCGAGAAGAAAAAGACAAAGGUAAGAAAGGCAAAAAGACGAAGAAAGCGAUGAAUGAAGAAAUAGAAGAUAUUACAUUAACGCAGAUAGCUAAGAAAUAUUACUUUAUUGGCCAAGAAGAAGAGGAAUUUAGUGAUGACAAAGAAAGAGAGGAAGAAAGAGCAAUAUCAAAAAGGCUUUUGUCAUCCCCACUGAUAAUGGUACAAGCUGUUCGGGAUACUAGUGACCCGUUCAUGAUGACACGAUUACUAGAAGAGAUUCAGCCCAAAUAUGUCGUCAUCUAUGACUCGGACUUAACUUUUGUUCGACAGCUGGAGGUGUGGCAAGCAAAUUAUGGGGAGAGAAUACGUGUGUAUUUCCUCGUGUACAAAGGCACUACUGAAGAGCAGGUUUAUCUUACCAAUGUGAAGAGAGAAAAGGAUGCCUUUGAGUACUUAAUCAAGGAGAAAUCUUCAAUGGUAAUUCCUGAGUAUAAUGAUGGCAAAUCUGAAGAUCAUCCAGACCUCAGUCGUGAUCCUCGUAAACCCAGUGAAAUUAAUGCUCAGGAAAACAGUAAUGACACACGAAAGGGAGGACAAACAAGUGAACAAACUGAGCCUCAGAGAAUUAUUGUUGAUAUGAGAGAAUUCCGAAGUGAACUCCCAGCUUUAAUUCACAAGAGGGGUAUAGAUAUUGAUCCUGUAACCAUAGAGGUUGGUGAUUACAUCCUGACUCCUGACGUUUGUGUAGAACGAAAGAGCCUCAGUGAUUUAAUUGGAUCCUUGAACUCUGGUCGUCUUUAUAAUCAAGCUCAGGCCAUGACCAGAUAUUACAAACAGCCUAUUCUGCUUAUUGAAUUUGACCAGAAUAAGCCAUUUCAUUUACAAGGCCGGUACUACUUGUCAAGUGAUGGUUCCUCUUCAGCAAAGGAUGUUGCUGCCAAAUUGCAGUUACUGACACUUCAUUUCCCUCAUCUGCGACUGCUUUGGUGUCCUUCUCCGUAUGCUACUGCAGAAAUAUUUGAAAUGCUCAAAAAUGGCAAACCUGAACCAGUUGUGGCUCAAGCUCAGGCAGUCACAGCUGAAACCAACCCAGAUAUAGAUUCUGACAAGUUCAAUCCCCAGAUAAAGGACUUUGUGUCUAAGCUGCCCGGAGUCAACACGAAGAAUAUAUAUACAUUGCUGAACAAAGUAGUAAGUCUGGUUGAUUUGAUGUCGUUAUCUAAAGAGGCUUUGACAGACAUCCUGGGCAAUAGUCGAAAUGCUGAAGCACUACAUUCUUCCCUUCAUCAUUGCAUGAAGCCCCCAGAACAAGCCAAAGACUCAAAGCGGAGUAGCAAGUUCACCAAGAAGGGAAUGAGACGUUUUAGGACAUGAAACUUUUAAGAUUGUUACUGUAUUAUCUAGGAAAUCCUUUUUGUGCUGCUGUGCUAAAUAGAGGAUAUCAACAGUGGUGUACCUGAAGAUCAAUAUGGAGCCAAAUAUUUAAAUAUUGAAUCAUAUUCUUAGCUGUGUUUGAAAUAAGUUAUGACUCUGUUCUCAUCUUUAUAAGUGUUGGAUCAGCUUGGUUAAUAACAGCUAGAAUUUUCAAAAUGGUACACAGGCUGUCUUUAAAUCAGCUUUAAAUAAAAAGCAAAAACCUGAGGAUAAAAUGGUCCCAUACUAAAAUAUUCACUCAUAUUGAGUGUAUGAUAUGAACAUCAAUGUUUCUUAUGUAAUGGAAUGUUGACUUGGUAUUAAUGUUUUGUAAGAAUAUAAAUUCAAAAUCAGAAAAUUUUAACUUUAUACAAAUAUAUUUGAAUUUUUUUUGUUUACAAAAGAAAGAUAUACAGUAAUUUAAAAUGAAAAAUUUAUAUAUCUGGAGUAUAUCAGGAGAUGGUUUUGGGGGUCAGCGCCCCCCCCCUGCAGCCCGGUCUGAGACCAGGCAGAUUUUUUUUUUUUCAGAAAAGUCUUUCAAGUGGCCUAGAGGAAGGGGAAGGAGAGCCAUGGCUUGCCCGGCCCCCAUUUCCCUGGAUCCACCCAUGAUGAUAGCUUUCUUUCUUUCUUUCUUUCUUUCAACACACCAGCUGUAUCCCACCGAGGCGGGGUGGCCCAAAAGGAAAAACGAAAGUUUCUCCUUUUACAUUUAGUAAUAUAUACAGGAGAAGAGGUUACUAGCCCCUUGCUCCCGGCAUUUUAGUCGCCUCUUACAACACGCAUGGCUUACGGAGGAAGAAUUCUAUUCCAUUUCCCCAUGGAGAUAAGAGGAAAUAAACAAGAAUAAGAACUAGAAAGAAAAUAGAAGAAAACCCAGAGGGGUGUGUAUAUAUAUGCUUGUACAUGUAUGUGUAGUGUGACCUAAGUGUAAGUAGAAGUAGCGAGACGUACCUGAAACCUUGCAUAUUUAUGAGACAGAAAAAAGGACACCAGCAAUCCUACCAUCAUGUAAAACAAUUACAGGCUUUCGUUGUACACUCACUUGGCAGGACGGUAGUACCUCCCUGGGCGGUUGCUGUCUACCAACCUACUACCUAUAUGAUGAUAGCUGGUAUUAAAUAAUGAAUGAACAGUGUACUAAAGUAAACAAGAUAAGUUUUAAGAAAAUUUUCCAUAUGUAAAGUUUUAUAUAGAAUUGUAUUACUCCUAUAUAAACCACAGAGAGAGAGAGGGUAAAGGAGGUUUUGUGUGCGAGGGCUUGGACUUCCAGCAGGUAUGCAUGAGCGUGUUUGAUAGGAGUGAAUGGAGACAAAUGGUUUUUAAUACUUGACGUGCUGUUGGAGUGUGAGCAAAGUAACAUUUAUGAAGGGGUUCAGGGAAACCGGCAGGCCGAACUUGAGUCCUGGAGAUGGGAAGUACAGUGCCUGCACUCUGAAGGAGGGGUGUUAAUGUUGCAGUUUAAAAACUGUAGUGUAAAGCACCCUUCUGGCAAGACAGUGAUGGAGUGAAUGAUGGUGAAAGUUUUUCUUUUUCGGGCCACCCUGCCUUGGUGGGAAUCGGCCAGUGUGAUAAUAAUAAAAAAAAAAUAAACCACAGAGUUUUAGUGAAUGUUUGGGUAAUAUUAAAUAUUUUUUAAUUUAAUGUGACAAAUGAUGAGAGGUAACUUAAUAACGUAAAAUGCUUCAUUGGGGAUCGUAGCGACUUUGACUUGAGUAACACUAAUAUAUCUGUUCCACUUAACUCUUUGCUCUGUUUUCUUUGUCUACACAUUUUCCUUUCUGUAAAUAUGUAAUGUUUUCUCAUUGCUAUUUUUUAUCAUUGGUAUUGUUGUGCAAAUAUCAUUAAUUUUAUAUACAUACAAGUAGUUCAUAUUAUUAUGCCAUUUAUAUUUUUCUGCUACUGUAUUAUUAUUCUUUCUUUCUUUCAACACACCGGCCGUAUCCCA